CCGACCGUCAGCCGACGCAACGGGACAACGGAACACACGCGCGCGCACCAAAACCUAAGGCGGCGGCGGCGAGAACCACGGUCCGGCGGCGCGGAGGAAGGCGAGCACCCCUAGCCUGUGCCCGCACCGCGCUCUCCGAUGGCGGCGCCUCCGGUCACAGCUUCCGCGCCCUCCCGGUGCCUUUCCGGUGCCAAGCCGCGCGCCGCCGCUCAGCGGAGUCUCAGCUCGCUCACCGUCUCGGCGCCUUUGGUUGCCCCCCGGCAAGGCGGGAGCCGCUGUCUCGGUUUCCGUGCCAAGUUUGCCAGUGGCGUGCAGAGUGCCAGCGUGUUAGACGAUGGAGCGCAAAGGCCGUGGAAGCUGAGUGAUGCUCGUCUUGUUCUAGAGGAUGGCUCAGUGUGGAGGGCCAAGUCCUUUGGUGCUUCAGGAACUCAAGUUGGCGAAGUGGUUUUCAAUACAUCCUUGACAGGCUAUCAGGAGAUUUUGACUGACCCAAGCUAUGCCGGUCAAUUUGUCCUGAUGACCAACCCUCAUAUUGGAAACACUGGUGUUAAUCCUGAUGAUGAAGAAUCGAACCAAUGUUUCCUUGGUGGCCUGAUCAUAAGAAAUCUAAGCAUAUGUACUUCCAACUGGCGAUGCACAGAAACACUUGAAGAGUAUCUGAUUAAGAGGAACAUUAUGGGCAUAUACGACGUGGAUACACGUGCCAUAACACGUAGAUUAAGAGAAGAGGGUAGUCUUAUUGGUGUCUUGAGUACUGAUCAAUCUCGGACAGAUGAUGACUUGUUGGAAAUGGCCCGAAAGUGGAAAAUUGUUGGAGUUGAUUUGAUUAGUGGUGUCACAUGCGAUGCUCCAUAUGAAUGGUUAGACAAGACCAAUUCGGAAUGGGAGUUCAAGAAGGAUGAGUCAAGUGAAAGUUUUCAUGUGGUUGCUUAUGAUUUUGGAAUCAAGCAUAAUAUUUUGAGACGCUUGACAUCAUAUGGAUGCAAAAUAACUGUUGUUCCAGCAAAUUGGCCUGCUUCAGAGGUACUUAAUUUGAAGCCUGAUGGUGUUCUUUUUAGCAAUGGUCCUGGAGAUCCAGCUGCAGUUUCCUAUGCUGUGAAGACAGUACAAGAAAUAAUAGGGAAGGUUCCUGUGUUUGGCAUCUGUAUGGGCCACCAAUUGAUUGGGCAGGCUCUUGGUGGGAAGACAUUUAAAAUGAAAUUUGGUCAUCAUGGGGGCAAUCAUCCUGUUUGUGAUCUCCAAAGUGGACGUGUAGACAUAAGUGCACAGAACCAUAACUACGCAGUUGACCCACAAUCACUUCCAGAAGGGGUGAAAGUAACACACAUCAAUCUCAAUGAUAAUAGCUGUGCCGGCCUUCAGUACCCCAAGAUGAACCUUAUGUCUCUCCAGUACCAUCCUGAGUCCUCCCCAGGGCCGCAUGACUCUGACACAGCUUUCGGUGAAUUUAUAGAGCUCAUGAAGAACAAGUUGUGAGGAGGGAGGAGUACAUGAAAAGGUUAAUAAUUAUAUGGCUAUCCUUUGCGCCAAGCACAAAGGAUUGUUGUAUUUGUAUAUUUUUUGUCUUCCAGGUGUUUUAAUGCUUGAAUUUUUGGGUCAAUGGACUUGAGAAUAAGAUGCUUUGCACUUUAUACCAUUCAAUCACCUAGUUGAAACUCUU
Phragmites australis (common reed) is the source of this 1660-nucleotide messenger RNA. Its product is annotated as carbamoyl-phosphate synthase small chain, chloroplastic. NCBI's taxonomy places the organism in Eukaryota, Viridiplantae, Streptophyta, Magnoliopsida, Poales, Poaceae. Gene Ontology annotation, biological process: L-arginine biosynthetic process; L-glutamine metabolic process; 'de novo' pyrimidine nucleobase biosynthetic process. Gene Ontology annotation, cellular component: cytoplasm; carbamoyl-phosphate synthase complex. The record is from RefSeq and is a predicted model, not a curated record. The transcript has 11 exons. The coding region runs from base 139 to 1476 and encodes 445 amino acids. Gene Ontology annotation, molecular function: carbamoyl-phosphate synthase (glutamine-hydrolyzing) activity.